GCAAAAGGUUGACUUUGGGAUUGAUUGAUGGGGUUAAGCGCUAGAGCUUCCAGAUUUCGGAAUUCUGUUUUUCCAACUAAAUCUCUGCUCCCCAGGCACCUUUCCACCAUGAGAACAAGGACAAUUUUUGGGAUUUCUCUUUCCCUGAUCAUCAUCAACAUGGCCGCUAUAAUGGAGCGUGCUGAUGAGAAUCUCCUUCCAGCUGUUUACAAAGAAGUCAGUGAAGCUUUUACAGCAGGACCAUCUGAUCUUGGGUAUCUCACAUUCAUAAGGAACUUUGUGCAGGGGAUUGCAUCUCCAGUGGCAGGUAUUUUAGUUUUAAAUUAUGACCGCCCCACGGUUCUUGCAAUUGGUAUCCUCUGCUGGGCCCUAUCAACUGGAGCAGUGGGUGCAAGCAAGUAUUUUAUGCAGGUUGCCUUCUGGAGAGCAGUAAAUGGCUUCGGUCUGGCUAUCGUGAUACCUGCUUUGCAGUCCUUCAUAGCUGAUAGCUAUAAGGAUGAAGUCAGAGGGACAGGAUUUGGGUUUCUUAAUCUAGUUGGUACUGUGGGUGGGAUAGGAGGCGGAGCUAUAGCUACAGUUAUGGCUGGUCAUGAAUUCUGGGGCAUACCAGGAUGGCGCUUUGCCUUUGUCGUGAUGGCAACUUUGAGUACUUUGAUAGGAUUCCUUGUUUUCUCUUUUGUUGUUGACCCAAGGAAAAAAGCCAGCGUCCAGCAUGACAGGGAAGAAUUGAGAGAGAAAGGCCGCUCAAAUAGCAAUUCAAUGUCAAUUUGGAUGGAGUCCUGGACAGCCAUGAAAACUGUCAUCAAACUCCAAACGUUUCAGUUCAUUGUUCUGCAGGGUCUAGUUGGAUCCCUACCUUGGACAGCCUUUGUUUUCUUUACAUUAUGGUUUGAAUUAAUUGGUUUUGAUCAUAAUAGUGCAGCAGCACUUGUCGGUCUAUUUGCCGCUGGAUGCGCAUUAGGAUCCUUUUUUGGAGGAGUAGUUGCAGACAAAAUGUCUCGAAUAUACCCUCAUUCAGGGCGUGUCAUGUGUGCUCAAUUUAGUUCUUUUAUGGGCAUCCCGUUCUCAUGGUUCCUUCUUCGAGUUAUUCCCCCGUCUGUAAGCAGCUAUUCCACAUUUGCUGUGACUUUAUUCAUAAUGGGCCUCACAAUCAGCUGGUGUGCGACUGCUACAAAUGGUCCCAUGUUUGCAGAAGUGGUGCCUUCGAAACACCGCACCAUGAUUUAUGCUUUUGAUCGUGCGUUUGAGGGUUCAUUUUCUUCUUUUGCUGCUCCAAUUGUAGGGAUUCUCGCUGAGAAAAUGUAUGGUUAUGAUGCCAAGUCUGUUGAUCCAAUAUUAGGGUCUGCAAGAGAGGCUUUAGCACUGUCAAAAGGCCUCUUUUCAAUGAUGGCUGUGCCUUUUGGUUUAUGUUGCUUGUUUUACACCCCUUUGUAUUGGACAUUCAAGCAGGACCGUGAGAAUGCAAGACUUGCUGCUGCAAAAGAAACAGAGAUGAUAUGACAAUCCCACGCUUUUCAUUUCUUUGUUAAUUCUUUCUUCUUGGAUUCAUUGGGCCCAUCUGGCAAGUUCAGUUCAUUUGGAUUUGGAGUUUCUCUCUGUGACCACUUUGAUGAAAUGCUGCUGCACUACUGUAGGCCAAAACAACAGUGUUCCCAUCUAAUUUUGCAGAGGUGUCAUCGGUGGCAACACCAGGACAACAGAUUAAGUCUCCAUUUCACUAAUCUCACCUAACAGAUCAUACUCAAAAGUCAAAAAUGUAUUGGUGCUGAAACAAGCAGACGAUUUUGCCGUACAAAGAUAUGCCAGCCAUCAGGUAGUCCAACACUGAAGUAGCUGCUUGUGCAAUGACAGGCUAGAAUAGAGCGAUGAGGGACAGGGUUUGCCUGUUUGUCUAUGAUACAUGUAAAUCCUUCCAUUUUUUGAAGUUAGAAGAAAGCGACAGAACUAUACGAUCCUGUUGGUGUUACAUCUAGAUAUUGAAGUUGAAAAUUUUGAUAUAAAUACUAAGCUCUAACAUGGCA
Molecule: messenger RNA, 2021 nt
Organism: Lycium ferocissimum
Lineage: Eukaryota; Viridiplantae; Streptophyta; Magnoliopsida; Solanales; Solanaceae
Exons: 4
Coding region: 28-1500 (490 amino acids)
Biological process (GO): transmembrane transport
Cellular component (GO): membrane
Molecular function (GO): transmembrane transporter activity
Source: RefSeq, a predicted model, not a curated record